AUGCACCUCAAGGCAAUAAGCCGAACACAAUUCUUCAUCUUACCGUAUCACACACUUUUGCAACUGCGAUGUGAGUGGACUUAUGCCAAAUUCUCUGCCCGUACAGUGAAUUAUCCGCUCUACGCAGACACAAGCAACAUCUUCUGCCUAGACACCAGGAAUCGAAACCACUGUAGUAAUAAGCUUGCAACAAAACCUAAACGGUGCCCAUCUCAAUGUCGACGCGCCGUGCACAAUCCACACAGGAAAACUAAAAGGAUGUUACAGCUGCACCGCAUGGAAGUCAAAUUGAUAUCUCAUUUUACAGCCCGGUUCCAUCUUGGACAACCAUUGUCUGCGCGCAUCAUAUAUUCUCCAUCGAAUUGGAAAAUCGCAUUUGAUAAAGCGGUAGUCUCCUCACAUUGCUUCACAAUCUGUGGCAAUAAAAAUAUUUCAGUAGAAUUCAGCGGUAUCCUAUAUUACUACGCUGGUGAGAGUCUCGAGGAUAUAUUCCUUGCCAAUGUGACACAGACAAUCCCUCAAACAGAGUAG
Messenger RNA from Cooperia oncophora, 531 nucleotides. Lineage: Eukaryota; Metazoa; Nematoda; Chromadorea; Rhabditida; Trichostrongylidae. The record is from the annotation of a GenBank genome assembly.